Messenger RNA from Nicotiana tabacum (common tobacco), 1750 nucleotides. Its product is annotated as putative pectin methylesterase CGR3. Gene Ontology annotation, biological process: pectin metabolic process. The record is from RefSeq and is a predicted model, not a curated record. Lineage: Eukaryota; Viridiplantae; Streptophyta; Magnoliopsida; Solanales; Solanaceae. Gene Ontology annotation, molecular function: methyltransferase activity.
AUUAGGUAUCAAAUCAAUGUCCUAUAAAAUUUUAGUGUCAAAGUGAUAUUUUCUUGGGCUUUCAUGAAUCUCAUUCAUUUUGCUAUUAAAUAACAAAGCUCAAUUAGGAUUAAAAGUUUACACCAAGAUUUUGUUUGACAAGGAAAAGAACAAAGGAGAAAGAAAUAGAAAAGAUAACUCUUUGUGCAGUGUGGGAUUUGCUUAUGAGAAUCGGAGCUCCGAAGUGUGAGCAAAGCCGUUGAAUGACAACCGUUCCAAUUCCGACGCGCCAAAUUUUCUAAUCUUGCAGCUUCUCCCUUACGCGCCUUACUUUCCAAAUCUGUAAUCUCUAAUCAAGAAUAUCACCUUUUUCUCUAAACAAAUUUCCAAUUUUGUGUAUUCAAUAGAUUUACAUAUCCACGAGUACCAAGAAUUACUAAAGCACUGUAAAUAACGGAUCUUGAUUCGGGUUUCAACGUUGUUCACUACUGAUUCAGAAAAAGUUAGUCUUUUGGUUGCAAGGAACCUAUGAUGAUGUCAAGGAGGCCUAUCAACCCAUCUCGACGUGUAGCGGAUGGCAGAGCAGCUUCAUUAGAUGCCUCAAUUCGCUCAAAGACACGGUCUUCCCCAUAUUUAACGAUUGGACUUGUUAUUGUGGGAGCAUUUCUUCUCAUAGGGUACUUUUACCGUGACACAGGUUUGUACCCUGAACCUUGGCGUUUCAUGAAUUAUAUCUAUACUUGAGUUUAUUGUAAAAGGCCAAAAAGAAAGAAAGAAGAAAAGAUAUUUCAGCUGAUUGCUCAAUACUGGAGGUCUGUGACGAAACUACUGCGAGAUUGUUUAUGAACGCUGUACUUGUUUCAUCAAAAGGUACUUUUGGCAGUAUUAAAGGCAUCAGUAGAGUGGAAGGGGACUUUUCAUGUGCUGUAGAGGUUCAAAAGACGAUUCCUUUUCUGAAGAAAGCAUAUGGAGAUAGCAUGCAUAAGGUGCUGCAUGUUGGCCCUGAUACUUGCUCGGUAGUUGCUAGAUUGUUAGAAGAGGAGGAUACUCAAGCUUGGGGUAUAGAACCAUAUGAUAUAGAGGAUGCAGGUCAUUUCUGCAAAAAACUCGUGCAUAAGGGCAUCGUCCGCGUGGCUGAUAUAAAGUUUCCUCUUCCAUAUCGUGCAAAAUCAUUUUCACUUGUGAUUGUCUCAGAUGCAUUGGAUUACUUGUCUCCAAGGUAUCUCAAUAGGACCCUUCCUGAAUUGGCCAGGGUAUCGUCUGAUGGACUUGUUGUUUUCACGGGUUAUCCACGUCAUCAUAAAGCUAAGGUUGCAGAUAAGUCCAGAUUCGGGGGGCUGGCCAAAUUGAGGAGCUCAACGUGGUGGGUCCGGUUUUUUGUUCAAACAAGUUUAGAGGAAAAUGAAGUCGCCAUUAAGAAGUUUGAGCUAGCUGCUUUGAAGAAAUCAUACGUCCCUAGCUGCCAAAUCUUUCACCUGAGAUCUUACCAUUGAUUUGCAUUAUACACAGUUAUACACAAAAACUAAGAAUCGCGCAGCUUGUGAAUGCCGUGAAGACAUGUUAUAACAACUUCAGCUCUGUGUUGAUAAGUUGUUGCGGAGAAGCAGGGGUCCCCUAGAAAAUGCUGAGUAUGCCAUCUUAGUGUAUUCUCAUAAAAUGUAUAUGGGGUUUCAGCAGCAGCUUGUUACAGAUUAAUUGCAAAUGGGAGAUUGCUGUUUCAGGGGAGACUAUUGUCAAGUAAUGAUAUAUACAUCAUCUAUAUUCCUCUCUC